AUUUAAUAUAGAGCUGUAAAUUCAGGUAUUCAAGUCGGGUUCAAGUCGGGUCAAAUCAGGUCUCGGGUCAAAUCAAGAUCAGGUUGUGUCGGGUCAAUCUAGCCUAAGAUCAGGUUCAGGUUUCGGUCGGGUCAAUUUCGGUUUAAGUUAUUCCGGGUCGUUCAUCCUUUCGGGUGUAGGUCAGGUCCGAUUCGAGUCAAAUUCAUAACGGGUUCAACUUCAAGUAGUAUUGAGUCGGGUUUGAUCGGGUUAAUAGAUGGUACAUUCGGGUUCGGGAUAAUUAAGGUUGGGUCAGAUAAUUAUUUGGUUGGAUAAUCUUAAAGUUGGAUCAUUCUUGGUUUUGGUUCAAGUUCAAUUCGAAUAAAUUCGAUCAAUGUGGUCAAGUUAAUUUAUUUAAUUACACUUUGCAUAAUUUGUUCAACCAUUAUCAAGAUUUUAUUACACCUAUAUAUAUGAAGUAAUAAAGAAUAAAAGGUAUGUAAAAUUUAUUAAACCAUCCAUGACUCGCUUCGAUUACAUGUUGUGUUGGGUUAUAAACGUUUUCAGGUUCUAAUAGGGUCAGGUACUAGUUCGGGUUCGGAUUGUUGUCGGGUCGAAUUAAAUCGGUUGACGGUUACUAUCGGUUCGGGUGCGGGUUUGGAUUCAGGUCAUAAAAUAUUGAAUCAAAUCAGUUGUCGGUCAACAUCAGGUUGGUUCAGGUCAGGUUACAGGUCACUAGUUUCACCCUAUUGUUCGGGUACAGGUCAGGUUCAGAUCAUUAUCGGUUCAGGUCGGGUUCUCGGGUCGGGUCAAUUUUUUACAGCUCUAAUUUAAUAUAUAUAUUUGUCACUCCUUUCCUUGCUCCUGCUCUACUGAAAUCCUUGUUUUUUUUUUUUUUUUUUUUUUUUUUUUUUUUUUUUUUUUUAUGAAGAAUUUCAAGUUAUAAAGUUUGCCGGUUUGCCGUCGAAUCCUUCUCUUUUAAUCUGAUUAUGGCCUCAAUGGCUCAAAAAGACAUGGAAUCUACUUCAAAUGAGAAUAAAACUUCUAUGAGAAAUGAUGCAAGAGACAGGUUGAGUGAAUUGCCUGAUGAUAUUCUGGUGCACAUUCUUUCAUUUCUGCCCAUUUUAGAUGCUGUUAGAACCAUGUCGAUUCGCAGAUUUGAUGAGGUGAAUGAAGUGCGAUUUACUGCUCGAAACAUUGAAAAGUUAGAUAUUAGUUCCUUUGGCUUAUUUGAGAUUGAUUGCCCCAACUUGAAAAUUCUAAAUAUUCAUCUCAGUUGUAGAGAGGAGUCAUCAUAUCUUCGAGGGGUUAAUAUUCCAUCUGUUCAUGAAGUUCAUCUCCAAUCUAUAGACGAGUAUGAUUAUAUUUUGAACAAGAUUUGUAAAGUUGAGGUUGUCAAAUUUUCAGAGGAUGCUUUUCAGGAAAACAUGAAGCAAGCCUUGGGUAUGCUCUCUGAAGAGCUCUCGAUGUCUUCCCCUUGUGUGCUUCCUCUACUCAAAACUGUCACCAUACGUGGCUACAGGGUAGCUUGUCAGAGUCAGCUUCGACUAGCUGAAUGUUUGCUUAAAAGCUGUGUCACCUUGGAAAAGAUGGUAAUUUUACCCAGUACUUAUGAAUUGGUAGCAAUUGAGGAGCUUAAGUUUGUGAAGCGAUUAUGUAGCUUUCCAAGAGCAUCAGCCAAUGCAAGGGUAAUCUAUGGGUCAGAAAUAUACUAGUAGCAGCUGCAUGCGUGCAUUUUUGCACCUCAGUCUUUAGUUUGGCAUUCAUACGAUUGUUAAAGACGGUGUUUAUUUAGUUGAUUGCAGAAGAAGCAGCCCUAAUGAGGUUGUUUGGCGAGACUAGCAGUGAUGAUAAUGGUGGUGGGAUUUAACACUUGUUCGUAUGGCUGCUGUACAUUUGCUUUGACAGAGGAAUCUUUAAGUAAACUCAACCUGUUAGUGUUGAUGGUAUUAACCGCUCUGAUGUUUUAAGGCUGGAUUCACAAAUCACAAGGUUAAUAUAUAUAUAUGUAAUUCUAUUGUAUUUUCUUUGCUUUUGGUUUUUAAAUUUGUACUCGGUUUGAAGUUAGUUGUUGCAUUAUUGGUUCAAAUUACAUUGUUAAUCUGCUUUUCUUGAAGGAAAUAAUAAUGUACAAUACAUACAUGUAGGAUAAUAGAAAAUAUUACUUCAUUA
Chenopodium quinoa (quinoa) is the source of this 2151-nucleotide messenger RNA. RefSeq lists its product as uncharacterized. Gene Ontology annotation, molecular function: protein binding. The transcript has 5 exons. The coding region runs from base 969 to 1694 and encodes 241 amino acids. NCBI's taxonomy places the organism in Eukaryota, Viridiplantae, Streptophyta, Magnoliopsida, Caryophyllales, Amaranthaceae. The record is from RefSeq and is a predicted model, not a curated record.